Dendronephthya gigantea is the source of this 12369-nucleotide messenger RNA. RefSeq lists its product as uncharacterized. The transcript has 51 exons. Gene Ontology annotation, molecular function: protein binding. Bases 355 to 12357 code for a protein of 4000 amino acids. The record is from RefSeq and is a predicted model, not a curated record. Lineage: Eukaryota; Metazoa; Cnidaria; Anthozoa; Malacalcyonacea; Nephtheidae.
AUUUGUUGGAGAAACCAUUCACUUUCUCAAAAUGUUGCUUCCAUAUCGCCUCAACUCCACCGAAGAUGUCAUGGUAUGGCAACCUGAAGGGAAAUCGUGAAAGUCUGGCGUCACUUCCUUCAAGAAUGAACAUCAUCAUUGUAGUUGCCGUUCUAAAAAAAUCAAAAUAAACUCUUUAACCUUGACGAUGAAAAUUUAAACAAAAACAGGCAUUGCAAGUAAUGCUGGCUGGCUGAUGUCUGCGAUACCACGAAGUUUUCUGAUGGCGUAAAUGAAAAAUAGCGACUGAGAAAAUCUUGAUUAUGAUACCCUGAGUACUUGGUGUUUCAUUGGGAGGAAUCCUGGUUCCUAACUAUGAUUCUUCGAUUUUUAUUUCUCAUUGCGCUCCUACCUUGUCCUCAAGCAACGGAAGUUGGUGAAAAUUUUAUGCUGUUGAACAAUUGGAAUAAUAAAUGUCUCCAACACAAGCCUGGCUCUGCAGCACGAGGCACGGAUUGUAGUCCAAGUAAUUCCCACCAACAAUGGCGUUGGUUAGAUGGGCUGUACUUACAAAAUGUUGGUUCAGAGCAAUGCAUAACAAGUUUACCAAAUGAACCUUUUUUUGAUAUGCAAAACUGUGUUUCAGGCUCUGACGAUCAAAGGUUGAUAUGCUCGUUUAACAUGAUAACUGGAAGUCAACGUGGACAAAAUACAAAAACAUUGGGCAUGAAAGGCAAUGAUGUUAGCUUUAUAAUGUCGGGUAGUGCUGGGGGAAAAAGAAGAAAAUGGAGUGUGUAUGAUGCCGUUAAUAAGAAGUCUAUAUGUAAUGGAAAGGCUUUCACAGAUGGUCGGAAAUGGUGGAUGUUGACAAACGAUGCUCAUGAUGUUAGCAGUGGACUAAGUCCUUUGAUCAUGUUUACAAGAUCAUCACACAGUAUUGGAAUGAUGGACAGUACAGGAAGAAUACAAAAUUUGCUUGGUUUUCUUGACAUUGUCAACACAGCACCUCAUGCUGUAUGGGGAAUAAAUGAUCAUAAUUCUAUGUGGUUUACAGCUCAGAAAGCAUUAAGUUUUGGUCAAGAAUCCGUUUCAUGGGAUAACCAGUUUGGUGCUGGGUAUAGCUUCCUUGACUUCACAAUGCCCGGCACUGGUUUCUCUAUUAUGCAGGACGGAAGAUUUUGUCGUCGACUUGAGGUAACAGAGAGCGUGGUACAAGGUACCAAUUGGGCUUGCGAGGCGUCUUCUGCGAUAGUUGUGGAAGAUUUCUCUUGUGGUGUGACUGGCUGUUUUGGACUCUUGGCUGGAGUUCUACACUUUAGACAGGAUAUAAGUACUGAAUCGCCGCUUGGAACAGGAUGGACGUCUGUUGAUGGCCCGAAACAUGAAGCUUUCGUCAAAAUAAAGGCCGGUCCAAUCUACGAGCUCUGGGGAAUCACUAUAGACGGAUAUCCUUAUAAAAGACUGGGAAUGACUGAUAGUAUUCCUAUAGGAACAGCCUGGGAACUAGUACCGGAUGUUUUACUGAAAGAUGUGUCGUUUGGUAUUUAUGGUCCAGUGGGUAUUGCGAAAUACGUAAACGAAAUUAUUAUUUUGAAUGGUUCUCCUACGUCAAAACGUCAACAAGAGUUGGACGAUUAUUGUGCUGAGAAAGUUUCGCAGUGUGACCCUAGUUCUGUUGCAUCUGGUUGUCCAUCAAAACUUUCGUCUUGUAAAGCUCGUUUUACUCCAAAAACUCUCCAGACACAUCGUUGGAGGUGUUUCACUGACGAUGGUUUGAACUUGGACGGAAAUUUGUGGUUAGAUGGCGAGAUAUGCUUUUACACCAAACAUGAGCCUUUACGAGGAAUUGCUUUAAGAUAUCCAGUUUUUGGCGAUUUUGAAAAGCAGUUAUGGAUGGAUGCCUUUUGUCAAAGAUCUGCCGCGUCGUUCGGGUGUUCACAACCUUAUUUCUCAUAUUUGAAUUACACAACCCAAAAUUUUUGUUGUCGUUCUUUGGUUACAAAGACUUCCUGUCCUGUGAUAGAGGAUAAACAUGAUGAACUAUUUGCUAUGACCAGAGGAACUUGUGCUGAUAAUCCUCUUGUUGAACCUUUUGCAAGCAGUCAGUUCUCAACGUCUUUAAACCAAUUUUAUGUUCCUGUAAAGUUAUCUAGCAUUACCGAAUUUUGUCAUCAAUAUCCCUAUGGAACUGUGGACGUUUUUGUCGAAAUUGAUUUUCUGUUUCGACAUAAGAUUUGCGCUGUCGGUACAAUGGGUAUGAAUGGUUUUUUUAUACCAAACUAUCAAAUUUCUUACGGUGUAAAAAAAGAUAGUUGGAAUACAUCCUCUGUACUCGGAUAUCCUUAUGUAUAUGAAGUUAACGCAACCACGUUAGUUAAACGUUAUUUGCCUGCCCAAGUGGAAGCAAGAUGGUUUCGCAUCACAUUUCAAUCGGUUAAAACUGAAAAGAGAUGUUUGAAAGUUGAAGUUUAUGGCUCUUCUUUAGAAACAGAAGCGGACUCGUGUAGUUACUACAAGGAUCAUCUCGGUGCUGAUCUGGAUGGUGUUUAUAAUAUAUAUCCGAAGGACACGGAAAUAAAGAAGCGGGUAUUUUGUAAAGGGAUUAGAAGUCGUGAACCUGUUGUUGAGUAUCCAUUUGAAGAGCUUGUCGGCAUUGAAGAAAUCGGUUGUUUUCAUGACACUCAAUCACGUGCAUUGCCGGUUCAUUUUGACGUCAGUGCAAACAAUGCUGUUGCACAGUGUCAGGCCAAGGCUCAUGCUGCAGGAUAUGAAGUUUUUGGUAUACAGUCCCCUGCUCUAUGUUUUACUGGACCGCGAGCUCAUCUUACAUAUAAUCAAUACGGUGAAGCAGGGAAUUGUGUGGACGGAAAAGGAGGUGGUUGGAGCAAUACCGUUUAUCGCAUUCGGAAAGCUGAUAAGUUCUUUUGGCCUCUAAAUACAACUGUCGGUGGCAAACCUGCCCCAAUCAAACAUGGAAAACACGCAGUGAAUGUCUUGCAAAGUUCAGGUAGUUAUGCCCUUGCUCGGUUUCCUAACCACUGUGUCACCGACCCUGAACUCUGCGAUGAUGGUCUCAGUCUUGAGUUCUGGUUGUGGUUUGAUUACACAUUUGAUAACAUUCUAACAAGAAUAAUCAAGUCGGGUUUUGGUAAACCACAAGUCACAUCUCGUGGUUUCACAGUAGAUUUAAAAUACCAUCAUAUUUGUAUGGUGAUUCAUACGGAAUGGUACUCGUAUAAAGCGUGUGUUGGUCCUCUUGGAAGACCAAAACAAUGGCUUCAUGUUCUCGCAUUCUGGGAUGUUACUUCUGGACUCACAGUAAUAGUGGAUGAUCUGCAACUGAAUUCCCAGGGAAUAAAGAAAAGAUGGCAACAUCGAUAUUUUGACACCAACAGUGAGCUACGUUUGGGAGAUAUUUAUUAUGGCACUGCCAAGAGAUAUGAAGUUGCAAUUCACUCUCUCACAAUAUGGGCACGAAAACUUUCUAACGAUGAAGUAGAAGCACGGUUUACGAAAGGUUAUACUAUGGGAGCAGAGGGAGAGUCGUGUGAUGUAUAUUGUACGGCAAAAGGAUUAACGUGUGACCCAGCUAUGUUUGGAAAGUUUAAAAACAUCUUUAGUCGUCUGGGUGUGGAGUGCGCCUCAUAUCAGCCGUACGAUCCUUUAGAUAAAGCUCAGCCUUACGCCACGGUGGGUAAAACAUGUCAUGGUCUUUUUGAAAAGGAAAAAAAGAUACCUUGUGGUGCUUCAAAAGUUGCUGUUCGUCGCUUAUGUCGUUGUGAACGACCGGUACACGGAGUGUUCACCGAGUGGUCUCACUGGAGUUUUUGUUCUCGUACUUGUGGAUCUGGACGACGCGUGAGAACUCGUUCUUGUACACAUCCUUCUCCAAGAUUUGGAGGCAAAGAUUGUGAAGGAAUAACAAGUAUGCAUGAUGAUUGCCAGGAAUUGCCUUGUGGCGUGCGACACGGAAUCUUACAUGAGACCUGGCUAGGCAAUCCUGAUUUUAUCCUUUCUACAACUAGUCAAAUUUACAAAUUUAGAAACUACCCGGACAGGCCGUCGUUUUCCCACAUCAUUGAAAACUUUUCAAUGGAAAGCAAUCGUACAUUUUACGCAGAGCGAUUUAGAACAUAUUUCAUCGCCCCAAACGAUGGUGAUUACAUAUUCAGGAUAGAAUGCCCAGUUGCUUGUUCCAUGAGUUUCAGGAAGAGAUACAAAGUGCGUUUACUUGUGAACAUUGAGAAAGGGCCUAGAGUGUUUUCUAGCACCGUCACAGAUCUUGUUGCUGGCGAGAAAUACUUUCUUCUAUUGAGUUCCGUUCACAACGACGUUUCCAAUCCAUUUAAGCUUGGAUUCGAAUGUAUCUCUAGCGGCUUAAAUAUCAAUCCUAUAACUAAAGAGUAUUUAAUGUGGCCAGCUCAAGCUGAGCAAGGUGUAUCAAGGGAAUUAUGGGACGUAAGUCUUAAGGGUAAUGUAUAUGUCUCCAGAAGUAAUACAGAAAAUGUUGUAAAAAAUGAAGGUGAGGCAGACUUCAGCGAAGAACGUGAUAAUUUCGAAAUAGAAAGUUUUGGAAAGUUCUACGUUCAACGACUACAAGGCUACUUUUUAGCAACAUCAAAUGGACAAUAUCGUUUCUACUUGUCUUGUCGUGAAAGAUGUUAUUUGUAUAUGGACGAUGUUUACCAGUUUGGUGACCAUGACACAUGGAUUGACUCGAAAUGGAGCAGUGGAGAGGAAUUCACAAAAACUUUGGAAGGCGGGAAGUUUUACAAAAUUGUUAUACUGCAUUAUCAACGGUCUUGGACACAGGACUAUGUUGCCUUAGGAGUAACUUUGCCUGACGGAACUGUGUUACAUCCAAUCAGCAAACAGUAUUUGUGGCUCAAAAUUCCAGAUAAGCUUGAACUUGAAAGACAACCAGCGCAGAAAAAUGUUCUCUCGUCGUCUCCUGUUGGUAAUGCGUUAGAUGGUGUACCUAAUACGUGUUCAAUGUCCAGUUCAACUACAAAUCCAUGGUUGCAGUUAGAAAGUGAAAUCAUAUUCACUGUAUUUGGUGUCGCGAUUACAAACCAGAUUACUAAUCCUUCAAUGCUUGAUAACGUCGAAGUUAGAAUAGGAGGUCACAAAGCUGUGCAUGCUAGACAUAGAAAUCAUUUGUGUUAUGCUCCGAUUGCUCACAUAUCAUCCGGUGAAACAAGAGCUUAUCCAUGUACAUCCAGACUGAGUGGGAGAUUCGUGAUAAUCUGGUUACCAGGCAACAAUAGAGUCUUGACUAUAUGUGAGGUUGUUGUAUACGGACGGAGGCCUCAAGUUUUCAAAAACAGUUAUGAUCAAGGAGCAGAGGAUGGAAGAGUUGAGCAGUGGCAGACUAGUUCUUCUGAAGCGAUGCCGCGUCAUGAUAAAAGGAAUAUUGCGUUGCAUCAUCCAUACAGUAGUUGGUGCGGGAGUGAAGACGAUUCAUUUUGGGAAGUGCGAUUCAUUGAGCGUCGAAGUAUUGUUGGUGUUAUGACUGGCCCAGAUCCUUUGGAGCAUAAAUAUGUGACUAAUGCAAGAAUUAUGGUUCAGGAUGAAAACGAUGACUGGAUCAUUGUCAAAAAUCAACAACAUGAUCACUUUGGCAUGAAUCAGGAAAUAAGGUUUUUGGACUUUCGGAAAACCUACCAUACUAAAUCUUUGAAGUUCAUCCCACUUUCAUGGUUCCACAAACCUUGUGUCCGCCUAUCAAUAAUAGGAAAACAGUGGGAUAAUUCCUUUGCUUGGCCAUUCUAUAAUGUUGAAAAUACGACACGUAUGAGACUUUCUGGCGCAGAAAGCUUUGUUAAGGUUGGAGGAAAACCAGGAUACCUUAUUCCAACAACCAGUCAUAUUGAGUUAUCGGGACUCAAUAUUUUAUGCCUUUGGGAUCCGAAAAAAUGUUCUGGUAGUUUUGUAAUAGGAAUUCAAAUUUCUGUGAAAGAUGUUUCAGUUGAUGGCGUCAUUUUCAGCACAAGCGGUCACAAUACUUCUGUUGUGGGUACAUCAUUGUUUCUGAAGGAUUCAAAUUUGGUCGUAGCCAUUCGUACAGCAACCAGGAUUUGGACUGUAACUGCGCCUGCAAGCGGUUUAGAUCGUGACAAUUUCACAUAUGUGAUGAUAUAUUGGCAGUACAAUAAUGAUAUUAGUUUAGAAAUUGAUCGUAUUCCUUACACAGCACCAUAUAAGGUGGUACCUGGUGUUCCUUACAAUGGGGAUCUGUUUCCUGGUGUGAUCAAACUUGGUGGAACAGAAUUUAUAAUAAAUUGGUUUACUCUCGACAUAAUACCUUAUACGACAUCGUUCAACAAAAGAAUACAGUAUGCAGCUGAUGGCUGGCAUACAGAGUGGACAUCUUGGAGUUACUGUUCUAGAUCAUGCGGUGUUUCGGGAGUGCAGUAUCGUUACAGGCGAUGUACCAACCCCUUCCCGAUAUUUGAUGGAUUAGAAUGCCCACUGGAUACUUUGAAAGAGACGCGUCCUUGUCCUAAGCCGUCAUGUGAAACAAAUGAUGGCGUUCUUCGCGAAGUUUGGAUGAACAAAAGUCCUCCUCAAUUUUCUUUAUCAAAUGUAUUUGAUGAUUACCCAAGUAAUCUGGAAGUUGUGGCUGACUUUUCUAUCACUUAUAAUGAAGGUCCCUUUGCCGAGAGACUUCGGACUUUCUUACAAGCAAACAAGAGUGGAGAGUUUCAAAUUCAAAUAUCUUGCACUUACCAAUGUGAAUUAUGGAUAAGCCCAAACGAUGUGCCCGAUCACAAGAUGAAAAUUCUGUCACAUGAUGCGAGUAGUAAUUCUCAUUGGCCAGUAAGGAUUUUAACUGGAAGCUACAAUUUCAAAGCCGACGAGAAUUAUUACCUCGAGGUGAGAUCAUUUGACAUUACAGGAGGAAGAAAUCACGAAUUGUUAACAAUCAAGACUCCGGGUUUUGCUGAUCCUGGUUUCUCAUUGGUUCGUCACAAACCUGAUUGUUAUCACGGGCUUGGAGUUGAAUCAGGUGCUAUUCCUGACGGCGAUCUUUACUCGGAUGCCACCCCGCAAUACAGUCGUUUUGGGUACCGCGGUCGAUUGAACGGCGCGUCUCCCCAUUGUGCAAAAAGGCUAAAUGACUAUUAUUUUGCCGUCGAUCUGGUUCAAUUACAUUGGAUUGUUGCUGUCGCUGUACAAGGUUACAUGGAAGGAGGGUUGCAAGGCCAUGUCUCUAAAUUAAUACUUCGAACAAGGCUUGAUCGCGCAGAAAAUAAAAUCACAGACCUUGAUACCGUACCCAAGCUCUAUGAAGCCAAUGAAAACACACAGAAUAUAAAAGUUAUUAAUUUGACAGAGCCAAUACGAUCUCGAUAUGUCACUAUUUGGAUUGAUGAAUUCUAUGGUGAUGGUUGUCUCCGAGUAGAUGUCGUAGGUUGUCAUGCUGGAAACGUUGCAUACUCAAAGGACACCGAACAGUCGACAUUAACAGACAGUGGCAAGGCAGUUGAUGGUUUGUUUUAUCGUUUUUGGAAAUAUUGUUCUAAUCCAAAGCAAAAAGAUAACAUGAUAUGGUGGGUGGUAGAUUUUGGAAGAUCUUACUAUAUUGGUGAAAUUUUUAUCGUUGGAAGACGUGAUUGCUGCCAGGAUCGUAUGCAGAAUCUUCAAGUACGUAUUGGACAUCAGAAUGGGACUUCAAGUCUUUUAAAUCCUCAAUGCGGGGGACUUCAUUCAGUUUAUCCUGCCCGGUCCCUGUCAGUCUAUUGUGAACCAUAUAGAUAUGGACAGUAUUUGACUAUCGCUCGAGAGAGUGCCGAUUCAGAUAUCUCAUUAUGUGAAGUUGCUGCCUUCCAAAUUGAGAAUGAUACUGUAUUUUCAAAUUGGUCUGAUUGCUCUGUCACUUGUGGCUUUGGAUAUGAGCAACGGCAUUCAAUUUGUAUCAAACCGUAUUACUGCAAGAAAGAGGUUGAAGUUCGGCCUUGUUUUGCCGGUCAAAUGUGUGAGAUUUUAAUGCAGAACUGUGGUCAACUACAUGCUCUUGGCAAAACCAGAAGCGGAACGUAUAAAGUUAGACCAAAUCCUGCGAUAGAGAACGAUAUUUACGUAUAUUGUGACCAUGACACGGAUAAAGGCGGUUGGUUUGUUCUUCAACGUCGAUAUUCUGAUGGUGGUCUUAACAUGACUCAGUCAUGGAACAUGUAUCGGGAUGGUUAUGGCAACGUCAGUACUGAAUUUUGGAUCGGUAACAAGUACCUCAGUGAACUCACCAAUCACACUGCUUAUGAGAUCAUGUUUCUUUUCAAAAGUACAAUUGGGAGCACUUUAAAGAAAACUAAAUGUGACGCAUUCAAAAUAUUACCUGAAGAGGAAAAUUAUCGUUUACAACUUGGUACAUGUGAGGGUCCUGAUACCGAAGUUUUAAGAUAUUCAAAUGGGACGGAGUUUUCAACAUGGGACAAAGAUAAUGGGCUGGGUUUAUUAAGCUGUACGUCUCGUAAAAUGACAGGAUGGUGGUUUGGAAAUUGUGAUUCUUAUAUUAACGAGCAGAAUCUAUCUUGUUUUGGACUUGUUUCCUGUAAAUAUGAUGUUACUAUGAUGAUCAAGCCAAAUAAAGUUGAUGGUGGAUGGUCACACUGGACAAUGUGGGAAACAUGUGGUAAGCCUUGUGGUGGAGGAAAUAGUUCACGUGUUCGUUCGUGUACCCAUCCUCCCCCUACUGGUGGCGGAGAUGACUGUGAAGGAGCUUGGAACGAGACACGUGGCUGCAACACAAACUCAUGUCCUGAAAUUGAACUGAAUAUGACGAUGCGAUUUACGGCGGAAACGUGGACGGCAGACUUACUGAUUGCUGUGUCAAGUACAUUCACAGAGCUGGUGAACAAAAUCAGAAAUAAUAUUUUAUCAAUUUACGAGAAUGAUCCAGCAAUUAGCGUCCUUGUUCACGGAUUCAGACAAGGCAGUGUGAUAGCAGACGUUUCAAUAAAAUAUGAAGCCCUGGACGCUCAACAGCUGAUUGUUUUACAAGAAGAUCUUGAUCAAGAUGGAUUACUCAAUCAGAAUAUGCCAGUUGUUUACAGUCAUAGCGAGAUUGUAGUCACUGAAGUUCUCUUUGGUCCCCCUGUGAUAACGGAAUCUGGCAAUUCAAGUUCAUCGAGUAUUUAUUUGAAAUGGCAGCCACCAAAUUCAACUGAACUUCAUAAAAUACUUGGGUACAGGAUAUUUUACAAAAAAAGCAAUAACACAUCGUUGUUUAUGUCAGCUCUGGCUGUCGAGAAAGAUGUCUUCGAAAUUGAAAUUAAUGAUCUGGAAUUUUAUACGAAUUAUUCUGUGAGAGCGUGUGCAUUUUCCUCAUCUGGCAAUGGCGUACCAACUACACCACACUAUAUCAUGACUGAUGAAGACGUUCCGAUUAUUGCUCCAGUGAUAAUAUCUGCUUAUAAUAUCAGUUGCACAUCGAUGAAUAUAUCUUGGCAUCCUGUUGACCUGCCGUCAUUCCGCGGUGUUCCUACGGGAUAUGUAUUACACUACAGGAUAAAGACGUCGGACAAUACGACAGCAUUUUUUAAUGCAACAAUUGAAGAUUACCUCGAGACAAGCAUCAAUAUUUCCGAUUUAAUGAUCUAUAAAGAAUACGAGAUAUAUAUGACCGCAACGACAAUCAAAGGGCAGGGAAAGCGAGGAGACUAUGUGUACUUGAGGACAGAUGAGGACGUUCCUCAGAUAGGUCCUCAGAAUUUAACGUUGGAAAACAGAACUUCAACAUCGCUGCUUAUUUCCUGGUCAGCGAUCCAUCAGGAAUACGUGAAUGGUGUGUUGCGAGGAUAUGUCAUUGAAUACUGGCCUAUUGAUGAUGUUAAUGAUACCAAGAAUGCUACUGUUGGUCCAGGAAAGACGGAAGUUGAGCUCAUUAACUUGUUAAAGUUCACUAACUAUAGUAUAAAGUUUGCUGGCAUGACUUGGAAAGGAAUUGGAAACUGGAGUGACACUAUGUUUCAGACUGCUGAAGAUAUUCCAGAUUGGGGUCCACUGGAUCUUACGGCUCUCAAUGUCAGCGAGACUGCAAUCAAUGUAACUUGGGCUCUCAUUCCUGAAGAAUACAGAAAUGGUAUCAUCAUUGGUUACAGAGUUCAUUUUGUAGAUUUCUAUCGACAUUCAGGAAAUGUUACAGUUCCAGCAUCACAAAGAAAUAUAAUUUUGAAGGACUUGCGCUCCUACACGAUGUACAACAUAAGUGUGGCCGGGUUAACAAAGAUUGGAGAAGGAUGGAAAAAGACUUCUGUGUUGACAAUGACUAAUCCAGGAGCUCCAUCACGAGAACCCUGGGAACUGGUAUGUUCUGGUCAAACUUCAUAUACCAUAUCCCUACACUGGUAUCGUUUCACCCCUGGUCUUACAGGUAGUUUACUCACUGGAUACCUCAUAUCAUACCAAGCAAUCAAGCCACCUGAUCCAACAAUAUACAAUAAAACCAUAGCAGGUUUUAAAUAUAAUUAUAUCGUGGAAGGAUUAAAGGGGUAUACAAACUACUCGUUCGAAAUGUACGUCUAUAAUCCAUGGGGCCGCAGCAAAACAUCAAAAGUUGAAUGUAGAACAGAAGAAGGAAAGCCUUUGGCAUCACCAGGAAAUCUUAUUGGUAUAUCCAAAGUUGCACAUGACAAAUUACAUCUAAAAUGGGACGUCGUUCCCGACAUCCAAAUGGCUGGUAUACGCCGUGGUUACACCAUUACGUAUAAAAAGACUAGGGAAAUUGGGGAAUUGGUUGCAGAAGAAGAGAAACGUAUCGAUAUUUUUGAUCCACAAAAAACAGAAAUGGUCGUAACCGGGCUCGAAGCAUACUCUCAGUAUUCUUUCUCUGUGAGAGUUUUUAAUUCGAAGUUCUUUGGCGAUUACAGCGAAAAGAUUUAUGCAGAAACAUGCAAUUGCCUCGAAGAUUUUUACAUGAACUGGUGUAGUUACAUGCCGUAUGUCAACACUUCAGACACUGGAAUAUUCCCCCCAUUAAUCCGCAGCGCUAUCUACGAUGUAUGUGGAAAUUGUUCUGAGUUUGGACAACCGAAAUUAUAUUUUGAAACUGAUCUGACUGGCUCGUCCGCUAGAAAGUCUGGUCUCGUCAAUGUGAAGCAAAAUAUCAGGAAUGAAAAUCAAAUAAAUUUCCCUCUUAUCGGUCGUAAAGAUUCGAAAACGUUUUUGCCAAUGGUUGACAGUCCAGGAAGUGUGUUUGUGACACUUAAACCUAGUUUAACGAUGACUGUGGAAUAUAUGUUCAUAGAGACCGUCAUUGGUACAUUCCCUUUGCUUGGCUUUGCAGUAAUCACUGCCUCGUUGGCUGGGAUAAUUAUGUGGUGUCUGGAAUCGAAGAAAAACACCAAAGACUUUCCAGAAUCGUAUAGUCGUGGUACUGGCGAAGGAUUUUGGUGGGCUUUCAUCUCCAUGACAACUGUUGGCUAUGGUGAUCGAGUUCCUAUCACAAUACAAGGCAGAAUAUUUUCAAUACUAUGGACGUUAUAUGGCCUUGUUAUAACUGGAAUGCUUGUGGGAAAUUUAACUUCGGCAUUAACAGCUUCAGUUGCUUUUAGUGUUCAUGAAGUUGAUCUUUAUCAUGCUAAGAUUGCUGCAAUUGAAAAUACUUCGGAGUUUAAACUGGGGUUAGCCAAAGGUGCCAUUGUCAAUAAAGGAAGGAAUUAUUCGGACAUCUUGACAGUGCUUCACGCAGUGAAAGUUGGCAGAGUUCAGGGGGCAUUAUUGGACAUGUAUGUUGUUGCGAGUCGUCCAGAACUAAUAACGAAAGACAGUCCUUAUAUGGUAAAGACUGUCAUUGAAAAUCCUUCCACUUAUGGCAUCGAGUUAGCUGGUCAUGCUACGAAACUAAGGAAACCAUUUUUGGCAUUUCUUCAAAACAAUGCUGCUUUAGUUUCCAGGAUUUUGGAGGAGCAAACGAAUCCUGUCAAGGAAUCUGAAGUUGACGUUGACCUAUCAGCAAAUUCCGGGGAAAACGACAUCAAUGUUUUAGCUCCAGAUUCACCAAUGAUUAAACAACCUUUAUUGUAUUCAACAAUCGCCCUGUGUGUCGCUUUCGUAUCUGGCUUUAUCUUGUAUUUCACGUUAUGCAAACGACGUCGAAAAGCAUUAAAUCACGUGGAUGAAUCAGGCAACGUAGAUCUUAGUCAACAUAAAAUGAAGUACAAAAUAAAUCCUGGAUUGGCAAGUUUCUAUAUAAACCAGUGUUAUAAUUGGUUGGUUUUUCAAAGAAAUGGCUGUAAUAUGGGAAGAGUUGUCAACUCUAAUUUUUCCCGUUUUAUUGAAACUGAAUUAAAAAUGUUUUCACGUGCUGGUUGGUGGCUAUCUGGUUAUUUUAAUGGUCUGGUUGAUCCGUUUAUGAUGUGCGAAAAGACGUGGUAAAUUUACGAGGCA